GUUACGCUACUCUUUCAAAUAUUAUUAUAUUCUCAAAAUAACCAAUUUUGAUUUGCUGAAACAAACAACGUAACCCAAAAAAGAAGCGAAGAUGGCAUCCUUUGCUCAAGCACCGCGUGGUGACUCAAAGUCCGGCGAGAAGAUUUUCAAGACCAAGUGUGCUCAGUGCCACACCAUCGAAAAAGCUGCCGGUCACAAACAAGGACCCAAUCUGAACGGUCUGUUCGGAAGGCAAUCGGGUACCGCUCCUGGUUAUUCAUACUCCGCUGCUAACAAGAGCAUGGCUGUGAUUUGGGGGGAGAAUACUUUGUAUGACUACCUUCUCAACCCUAAGAAGUACAUCCCUGGAACAAAAAUGGUUUUCCCUGGAUUGAAGAAGCCACAGGAACGUGCUGAUCUCAUUGCAUAUUUGAAGGAAUCUACGGCUUCCUAAAUGGGUUUACAAAAUUCCCAUUCCAUUUUGCAGCCUUUAGAGAAAUGAUUCUUAUAAUAAAGUAGACAUGCAUGCUCUUUCUACAAUGAGCAUUCCUUCCCUUCCUGCCAAAUUGUUACCCUUGAGAAGAGUUUGCCAUUUCUGGCAAAUCUAAGGCUUUUUCAUUACUUCCUGAAUUUCUUGUGAUUUACCAGCAUGCUAAUUCAUUUUUCUUUUUUUCA
This is a messenger RNA of Gossypium raimondii (Peruvian cotton), 654 nucleotides long. Its product is annotated as cytochrome c. Gene Ontology annotation, biological process: mitochondrial electron transport, ubiquinol to cytochrome c; mitochondrial electron transport, cytochrome c to oxygen. The record is from RefSeq and is a predicted model, not a curated record. Lineage: Eukaryota; Viridiplantae; Streptophyta; Magnoliopsida; Malvales; Malvaceae. Gene Ontology annotation, cellular component: mitochondrial intermembrane space. The transcript has 3 exons. Gene Ontology annotation, molecular function: heme binding; electron transfer activity. The coding region runs from base 92 to 433 and encodes 113 amino acids.